Molecule: messenger RNA, 402 nt
Organism: Phyllotreta striolata
Lineage: Eukaryota; Metazoa; Arthropoda; Insecta; Coleoptera; Chrysomelidae
Source: the annotation of a GenBank genome assembly
AUGUACUGCAUUUUAGUAUACAUAACUUACGAGGAAUUUCAAAGGCAAAAUUCGGAAAAUCACGAAGAUGACGUAUUUUUGAAACCGCCCGUGGUAAACAAGGAAUUAUUUUUUAAUCCCAACUGCGUUAUAGGGAUUAUUUUCGAUUAUCUUUUGGAACAAACGGGAAUACCGAAAGAACUGAAAAAUAAAAUAGAUUUACGCGACGAGAACGGGAUUUCUAUGGAAUUAAACCGACACCCUCCUCAUAACAACGGCUUGGAGAUUUUUAUAUUCAAGAAAAAAUAUAAUUUGGUGUUAAUUACAGAUGAUCAAGAAAUUCUACCUUUAAUAGCUGAUAAUUUACCCAGAGAUGCUCCUGAGAAAGUAACACCCGAAAAAGCUGUCCCUGAUAAAAAUUAA